GUGGGCCGCGGCACUCCCCCAUACAACACAUGCCUCAUCUGUAAACUAGCCAGAACGGGUAAGGUGUAAACUACGGUAACACACGUGAUUAGCGUGGACAUCCUGUCCCGAAAAAGUUCAUUUUGAGAUCAGUGCUCUUCAGUGACGGUUGGUUCUAGUCGCAGCUUAGUUCGGAAAACGUCUGUUUCGAGUCAGUGAACGUUCAACUUUAAUUUUGCUUUGAAAAUCGCGUACUGAAGUUAAAAACUAGCGUAGGAAGAGACUGCGACGGACAAGGGUUAGAUAGGACCUACAGGUGCCGGGAUAUUGUUGUACGCCAGCGGGACAAUGGAAGCGGAACGGGCGGGCGACAUCGCGCCAGCUGCCGAGGACGCGGGCCAGGCGUCGCGGUCGUCUCUCUCCUUCUCCAUCGAGAGCAUUCUCGGCUCUUCUCCGGUCAGCAGAAGAGCGGAGCACGUCCCCGUGCCGAAAGCUCACGGACACUGGCUACACGGGAUCCCGCAUGGACAGUUUUACCCCGGUUCUCAGGACCACCGGGUCGUGUGUGAGGUGCCCGGCGGGGUGGGAGCGGCCCUUCCCCCGUCUGUACCGGUCGGAAGACUCGCGUGGAUGGCCCAAGUAUUCAACGGAAACAACAUUCCGUUCCACAGCGCCGGGCAGCCAUUGGCCAUGACGCUCGCAGCAAGCAAAGCAAUCCUACCCAGCAUGCAGCGCCCCCGAAAGCGGAAACUGCCUUUGGACCGGAAGCCACGUCAGGCUUAUUCAAGCAGACAGCUGGAGCGUCUGGAAGAAGAGUUUAAGAAAGACAAGUACCUGAGCGUCAGUAAGCGGGUGGAGCUGGCGGAGUCUUUGGAGCUGACGGAGAUCCAGGUCAAAACGUGGUUCCAGAACAGAAGAACAAAAUGGAAGAAGCAGACUGCGGCAAGAAUGCGCAUGCUCCACCAGCAAGACGCCGGCAUUCUGCCGUCGACCAGCGUGCCUCAUGACGUCACCCGUUACCAUGGAUACACAACCUGCCCCGCCCUGCCGUCGUCGUUCCCUAACUUCUCUGCGUCAUCAGAGCCGUUCUUGUUCCCAGCCCCUACAAGCGUUCACCACAUUAUCUCUUACAAAUAAGCCACAAUGUAAAAUAUUACCUGUACAGAUAUAUUUUACCGUAUGAUGCAUUUAUAGCCUAUGUCGUCUAUGUUUGUUUGAUUGUUUGUACAUGAAAUAUUUUUAUCGACUGCAGAAGACAUCUGAAAAGAAGUGGAAAUUGUUUGGAUGUUGUUUAUUUUCGUUCUAUCUUCUAUCAUUCCGGAAGCAAGGUAGCCUUAACGAUGCUGCUUUUUUAAAACCUGAUACGUCACAAUUUUCUGUGAUCUAAUCGCCUUAUACUUACUUACUGUAAUAUUACUUAAUUGGACGACAGUAGCGCAUCUAGGACAAGAUUACACAUGUAAUUGAAGAGAGUACUACGUAGAAGACAGUUUUUGUUCAUGACUUACAUUGAUACCGUGGUCGAGGGGGGGGGGCGAUUGUACGGAUUGCAGUUGAAGAGGAAAUCGCGAGAGGGUGCUCUUUACCGUUGCCGCAUUCAUGAGCCAAGACCAAAUCAGAUUAUCAAUCCUCUGUACUGACAAACCUUUUUAUGGAGCAAUUUUUUAACGUUUUUAAGUAAGACAAAUGAUUGAUCCUACCAAACCGUAUUGUGUGUAUAAACUUUAACAC
This is a messenger RNA of Branchiostoma belcheri (Belcher's lancelet), 1710 nucleotides long. RefSeq names its product T-cell leukemia homeobox protein 3-like. NCBI's taxonomy places the organism in Eukaryota, Metazoa, Chordata, Leptocardii, Amphioxiformes, Branchiostomatidae. The transcript has 4 exons. Bases 328 to 1116 code for a protein of 262 amino acids. Gene Ontology annotation, biological process: regulation of DNA-templated transcription. Gene Ontology annotation, molecular function: DNA binding; DNA-binding transcription factor activity, RNA polymerase II-specific. The record is from RefSeq and is a predicted model, not a curated record.